AUGAUAGAGAAUAGAGAAACAAGCCUUGUGUUUAGUUACAUUUUUGGAGUCAAUGUGUCUUGUACAGAUCAGUUUUUGGAAAUCAGGUUUUUAGGUUGUUUCAAAAUGAUGAACAACUCAAAAUCAAAACACUUCAAUGGAAAUGACCCUUCAAAAUCCAAACCUCAUGGAAAGCGAAAUAAAACUAAGAAGUCAUCCAAAAAGAAAAAUGCUGAUUCAGACAAUCAAGGAUCAUCUUCAAAGGAACAAGAUGAUGCAGUACUUAGUAGUUCAAAUGAAGACACGGUUGAAACAGUUUAUGCUGAAUCAAAUCAUGUUCCACUGGUGAUCCCCAAAUGGGAAAAACCAGAUACUCAAAGAAAAGCUUUCCAUCUUGCAAGGGAUCCCCGCAUGACCUCAAAUCCCAUUAUGGAACGUGAUGAUGAAAUGGAUGAAGAUAUUUCCAAUGAAGCAUUUCCUCCGGAUUGGACAAAUAACGAAUUAGUACACACCGCAGAACUUCUUCAAUCCCCGCUUCAAUCAAUCAUUGACAUCAACGUCGAAAAUGUUAAAAAUGAAAAAGAUGAUCUUGGACUUGGAGAAAAUAACGAUUGGAAAACUCGGUUUUGGAGUGAAGCAGAUACAACCACUGAAGCAUCUACUACUGUUCCAGUAGUACGAAUUAAAUCUGAGCCUAUGGAUAAGACCGAUUUUAAUUCAUCUUCGGAACCAAUUGAAGAUGACCGCUGCUUUAUCGACUCUGGUUCUAUUGUUGGUCUCCCAUCUCCCGGACGGGCAUCUCCUCCUGCAUCUCCUACUAUAUCGAUUAAAAAUGGUGAAGAAAACCAAACAGCGGGCGGUAUUUCAGAUGAUAAUGAAACACCCAGAAUCUCUCCUGAGCAACGGUUGAUCUCAUCGGAACGUAAAGACGACGCGGAUGUCACUCCGGUGUCUGGCAUCCAAUCAGGAAUGACAGUGCAGCAUUUGCCACCUCAGCAGCCUGCCCAGCCAGUUGCCGCACAGAUUCCAGUAAUAGCCCAACAAAACUUGAUUCCCGUGCAAGCCAGCAGUAGCAGAAACAGUGGAGCUCCUGUGCCGACCUUAAUCCAGCCAUCGACGAGUGUUCUGACGCAAUCGAAUUUGAUGCAUCCGGUCGUGCUGUUGCUUCCAUCGGCUCCAUUGCAGCAACAAUCGCAGCCGACACCGGUAGUACCAAUUCACGAUCCUCAACCUUUGGUUUCAAUUCGCGGACUCAUUCCUCAGCACCCACAUACGCUCCAAUAUUUAAUUAAAGAUUUGGGUAGACGUGGUUUUCACGGUCGUUUUCGCUCUCGCUCAUCAUCGCGUUCCCGUUCUCGUUCCCGCUCACGUCGUCGCUCACGUUCUCGCUCCAGGUCCAGAAGCAAGACGGCUUCAGAAGUUGCCCCACAACAACAACAAUCUGAGCUGCAGCAACAACAACAUGAGCUGCAGCAGCAACGACAGAAGCUGCACCAGCAACGACAGAAUAUGCAGCAGCAACGACAGGAGCUGAAGCAGCAACGACAGAAGGUGCACCAGCAACGACAGAAGCUGCACCAGCAACGACAGAAGCUGCAGCAGCAACGACAGGAGCUGCAGCAACAACAACAGAAGCUGCAGCAACAACAACAACAGAAGCUGAAACAGGAGCUGCAGCAGCAACGACAAAAGCUGCACCAGCAACAACAACAGAAGCUGCAACAGGAGCUGCAGCAACAACAACAGCAGCUGCAGCAACAACAACAACAUUCGAUUCCAGCUACUCCGACUCCUGCUUCUCCUAUCGUUCCCCGCGUUGAUGUAGCAGAGUCUGCAGCCAUGUCUGCAUUAAAGGCAAUUGCUGCAGCCUAUGCUAGGGCAAACGAAGAAGAGGAAGAAAAUCUGGAAAUUCUGUUCCCCCAUGAUGAACCCACGAACAUGUAA
This is a messenger RNA of Daphnia pulicaria, 1923 nucleotides long. RefSeq lists its product as uncharacterized. Bases 1 to 1923 code for a protein of 640 amino acids. The transcript has 4 exons. NCBI's taxonomy places the organism in Eukaryota, Metazoa, Arthropoda, Branchiopoda, Diplostraca, Daphniidae. Gene Ontology annotation, cellular component: mitochondrion. The record is from RefSeq and is a predicted model, not a curated record. Gene Ontology annotation, biological process: mitochondrion organization. Gene Ontology annotation, molecular function: zinc ion binding.